UGGAAGAACAGGAUGAACUGUUAACUGCUGAGCCAUCUCUCCAGCCCCAAAGAACAUCCACCAUUGUUAGAUCCAUCACCCUGCAUCUAUCUUGGACAUCAUUAAAAGGGCUCAUCAGGAGUAUCUGAUAUUCAGGAAGACAGAGUUUCAGGGUUUCUGCCUGGAGAGCUACACCCUCCAGAAGCCCCUGCUUGGCUUCCCAGCACCCAACCCCAUCCCAACCAGUUACGACUUGGGCUGUGAUUGGUGUUUCUUGGAAACUGGAACACGGACUCCUCUUACUGCGCUCCACGCCCUUUUUCCUCAGUGAGCAGAAGACCAUAGAAGCUGGCUACUGAAGAGGCUGUCCAGAUGGCAGCGCACCUCACCGGCCUUGCUUAGCACCUUUACCACAGAACAGUCAGUCGCUGAGUGCUGAAUCUGUGCCCAGCACCCGCAGCCACUGCAGAGAUUCGUCAGGCCCCACGUCACUAAGGGCCACUCUAGAGAUCCCUCCAGAGAAGGCUAGCUCUUCAUAGGCUCCACACUGCCUGGAGUCCUACACCUCUAGGGCUGCAGAGAUCAGUAUCUCUCCACCUAUCUCUAAUCCACAUCCCAACUGGAAAACAUUGUGGACUAUUUUUGGUUUUAUUUUUAUCCUUUUGGCGAGAAGGGUUUUAAAUAUCACUUCAGCCCCUUUAGUAGUUAUAGUACUACUGAUAAUUUAUUUUUGUCUCUUGUGGAUGUAGUUUUAGAUAUAGUUUCUUAGGAAUUGGUCCAGUUUGUCUGUGUGUUUAAAUUCUCUGGCCUAAAGUUCCAUUUUGAAAUUCUCUGCUACAUAUAAUCUGUAGCUAUGUCGCCUUUUUCAUUGCUAAUACUGGUUAUUUGUGCCUUCUCCCUUUUUUUCUUGAUUAAUCUCACCAGAGGUUUGUCUAUUUUAUUAGUCUUUACAAAGAACCAACUUUUGGCUUUGUUGCUCCUCUCUAUUGUGUCUUUGUUCUCUAUUUCUUUAAUUUCUGCUCUUAUCUUUUUUGACCUCCUUCCUUCCACAUUUUUUGGGUUUAUUCUGCUGUUGUUUUUCUGACUUCUUAAAUUAAGUACCGAGCUCAUU
Molecule: messenger RNA, 1090 nt
Organism: Myodes glareolus (Bank vole)
Lineage: Eukaryota; Metazoa; Chordata; Mammalia; Rodentia; Cricetidae
Source: RefSeq, a predicted model, not a curated record